Messenger RNA from Cantharellus anzutake, 860 nucleotides. RefSeq lists its product as uncharacterized. Lineage: Eukaryota; Fungi; Basidiomycota; Agaricomycetes; Cantharellales; Hydnaceae. The record is from RefSeq and is a predicted model, not a curated record. Bases 362 to 820 code for a protein of 152 amino acids. The transcript has a single exon.
CUGCCGAUGGCCUAACCGAUUAUUCGGACAACCAUAACGAAUUGUUGAACCCAGGCGAGAAGUUUUUCAAACGGCAGACUGUUGGGGAGACUUUGAAGGAGGUACGUUACGAUGUGAUAUCACCGGUGUUGGGAGUGGUUGGCUGAUGGUUGAUUGGGCUACCCAGGUGGGAUUCAAGCUAUAGUGACUUCGAACAGCAGCUCAUUUGCUUGCUCUCGUCCUCGCAAGGCUGCGACGGGAUGACAUGACUAUCCGGCCGAGUACCAAAUUUCUCUUUUUCUUUGGGGUCGCCAGUGCAUGUGUAGAGAUUAUGUCGUGGACUCGCGCCCGGAAGAUGUAUUCCGUUUAUUUGAUGUAGGGAAUGAAUUUUCACGGUCAAAACAGAUUAAGUCGCGAUCUCCAGGAAGCCACGUUGCGAGUGGCAUCAGUAACAUUCCUUUUGAUUGAGUUCGGCGAAUAUCCACCCGCUGCAGAAGCGAGAAACCCAAAAGGAGAACCAGGCGUGCAGGUGCCAAAGUGUCACCUGCAACCGCAUGGUUCAGCGUCGAAGAUUCGUGUGCAACCGCUCCGAUCGCAUGUAUAUGCGAAUGUAUCCUGCAGAGGCUGGACCCCUGCCUACCGAUCGCGGGAAGGGUGGAUGUCAGGCUUGCCCAUGGCUACGACACGGUAUGAACACGCGAACACGAGCGGCAAUGCCGGGGAAUGGGAGCGGUAUUCCAUCUCCUAUCCUCUCAAUGAUCGCGUGACGGCACGAAUCCAGGCUCUCGUCGCGCAUGUUCGUGUCCACUUAAAACGCUGGAGAGAAUACAAGCACAUGUGAAUUUAGCCGACACAAUCCCUUGCUCGGGCGCUGGCAAGCU